Peronospora matthiolae is the source of this 726-nucleotide messenger RNA. The record is from the annotation of a GenBank genome assembly. NCBI's taxonomy places the organism in Eukaryota, Oomycota, Peronosporomycetes, Peronosporales, Peronosporaceae.
AUGAAACAGAGCGAGCACGUGAAGACCAACUACCAACAACCCGCAACUGUCGCAGAUUUCGUGGCAGAAGUGGGCGUCAACAUUGCUCUCGGCCUCUCUCGAGAUGACGCCAUGACGCGUCGCACAUUGUACGGCCCGAACCGCGUGACGCCGCCAGUGAACUGUCCGGCCUGGAUCUGCUGUCUAUUGCCGUGUCUCCUGCGCAAAGCCUCGAUGCAGUUGUAUCAGAAGGCGCUGCCUCGGGAGGCCACAGUGCGUCGGCAAGUACGUGGAGAUGGAACUAAACAGAGCACGCGGUCUCUGAAAAUGGACGCCAUGAGUCUCGUUUACGGAGACGUGGUGGAGCUCAAGGUCGGAGACGUCGCAGGUGCAGAUCUGCGCGUUGUAGAGUGCUCGACGGACUGUGAAGUGGACCAGACGACGCUCGUGGGUGACGCCACGAGAGCGAGAGGGCGCGGAAGUGGGAGGAGGAAACAGGUGACAACGGAUCGGCCGUCUUUCCAUCUGGAGCAGGACCCACUGCGGUGUGGGAACAUUGUGCCAAUGACAGCGACUGUGGUGCAAGGCACGGCUGUUGCAGUGGUCGUGGCGACCGGAGAUUCUACGAUAUGGGGCCAGAUGAUCGCGCUGCAGACAUGGCCGGUGGCUCCAGGAACUGUAGAUAGGGACAAAAAGAUGGAGGAUGACGAAGAAGUGGAGCACGAGCAAACCAACUUGAUCGUGUAG